AUGGAAGUCCUAUAAAAAAUACUCAAAACCCAGGGAACCAAUGUAACUGCCAUUGAUUUGGAGUUCAAGUAUUUUCAUCCUUAAUCUAUCCAGAUAAAUCUAGAAUUUGGAAGAACUCAUGCCUCAAUUAGCGAACUUUAGCAAUUUAAAAGAAGUACUUAAUCCCUCUAAGAAUUAAGCUCAAUCUAAAUGGAAAUCGUCUAUCUAAUUUGCCUGAUGAUUUGGGAUUGCUUGAUACAGUCGAAUUCUUGUGUCUGACAAACAACAUCUUUACCGAUGUAACUUUAUUUAAUCUUAAAUCAUAAUUAGCUAGGACAAGUAGUGGAAGCUUUAUAAACCAUGCCCAAUCUAAUUUAACUUGAAAUAAGUCUAUCUUCCAAAGAAGAGGAGCAAUUCAUUAUUGAAUCCCUUCCAAAUCUAUUAAUUUUGAAUUCCUAGAAAAUCAAUUAGGACUAAGAACCUGUUGAUGAAACUUCAGAAUAGCAAAGUCAACAACCAUCAGAGAGAUCCAUGAGUGCUCAGUAGGAAAUUACCCUCUAAUAAUAUGAUCUUGAAUAAAUGGCAGUACUAAUAAUAACUAUCCUAGAUAUUAUACGAUAACAUUAGAGAGUAUAAAAAAGAUGAACAAGAUGAUAAGCUUUUCGAUUAAUAAAUUAGAACUAUCAUGUUAGAUUUAUAAUCUAAGGUGAAGUAAAAUAACCCAGAUCAUUUAACAAAUUUAUAUAUCUUAACAGUAUCAAUAUAUUUUAAUGUAGGCUAAAUAUAAUUUAUAUGAAAUUUGUUUUAAAUCAAUUCUAAAAUACUUCAAAUCCAAUGAAAAGAAGUUAGAUAUCAUAUUUACUAAAAUUCACGAUAUGCAUUUGUCAAUCUUUAAUGAUAUGAGCAAUGUAAUAUAGAAUGUAAAAUCAUCUUCCAAAAAUACUUCACAAAUAUAGAUUAACUAAAAACAAUUGGAUUUAUCCUAAUAACAGUAACCAGACAAAAGUGUUGAAAAUAGACUCCGAUUGGAAUUGAAAGAAUUGCAGUCAAUAAAUAAUGAAUUGGAGAAAGAAAAUAAAAAAUAUUUAGAUUUAUUGAUAAAGCAUUCUAAGGGUGAAAAGGUUUCAUUGCCAAAUAGCGAAAAUACUUAGAAAUAAAGUGAUGCGUAUCAAACAUAGCAUUUCACAAAGAAUUUACAAUAACAAAAUACUUAAUAGUACAACAAUCAAAUAUUUUCAUCAAAAUAGUCAUAGUAAGUGAACUCUAUACCAUAAUAAGUUAAUGUUAGAAAUUUGACUCUUAAAUAAUUGAAGGAUGUCAUAAAUGAAAUUUAUGAAAGUAAACAAAAAUUUGAUUAAAAGUGUUCUGAAUCUAAAUUGCCCAGAGAAACUAUGGAAUAGCAUAUGUAUACAUUUUUAAAUCAGAAAUAUGGACUUAAGAAUCUCAUUAUUGAAUGGGCAACUUCUAUAAUAAAUUCUCUUAAGAAAUAUGCUGCUGAUGACAAUGACAUAGCUGUGUUUGGUAAGAUUUUAAGGAAUGAGUGUGAUGAAGAAUUUCGAUUUGUCUAAACUCAGGUGAAGAACACUAUGCAGGAAUUAUUAAAGGUAUUUAGUAAUUUGAUGAUAAUUUUAGAUGUAUUUAAGAGGAAAGCACCCUUUGAAACAUCAGGCUGAAAUUAAAGAGAUGCUUAAUUAAAGAAUCAAUGGAUAAUUAUAUGAAGAGGAGGCCGUGGACAUUAUUAAAUACAUGUACAAUUAAGAGGACUCAGAAUUAUUGUUGGAUAAAUUGAAGCAAUAUUAUAUUGUACCACAGAAACCUAAUGAUCGAAGACUCACGAGAGAAGAACAAUUAAUGUUAUUACAAGAGAAGGAUAAAUACAUGUUAGAAUAUUAGGUUUUCCAGAAAAUAAUUUUGGAUUUUUAACUCAAAUCUCAUGAAAAGUAUUUAAAAAAGUUCAUUGUAAUUUUCAAAGAAAUGGACACAGAUCUUAAUGGAAUAAUUGAUGAAGUAUGAUUUUUAUGAUUAUGAUAGAAUGAAUUCAGAAAUCUGAUUGAUGUUUUGAAUUUUGAUGCUGGAGACUUAGACAUUCAAAAAUACUUGAAUAUUGUUGAUCCCUAUAGUCAUCAAUAGAUCACAUUCUCAUAAUGUGUUACACUGUUUUCAUCUGAAUCCGUUCCAGGAUCGAAUGGAUAAAUGUAAAUACUCUAAAGAAUUUCAGAAUUAUGA
Molecule: messenger RNA, 2205 nt
Organism: Paramecium octaurelia
Lineage: Eukaryota; Ciliophora; Oligohymenophorea; Peniculida; Parameciidae
Source: the annotation of a GenBank genome assembly